AUGUUUACCCGACCAUUACUUCGAAGGGCUCUAUUAUUGCGUAACUUAAAACACGCAUCUGAAAAUGUAUCCCAAGUUAGGAAUGCUGGCCAUGGGACAUGGACUUAUAGAGCACCACCACCAUUGGCUUCAAAAAGAGAAACCAUGCUGGCUGAAGUUCUAGGUGGACUUUGUUGGUAUUGGAUUCUCUACCAUCUUGCAACAGAACCAGAACACAUUUAUGGUGAAUGGACUUAUGUUGAUCCCAGUACCUGGACUAACGAGGAGCUUGGCAUCCCUGAUGACUCUGCAGGAGCAUUGAAGAAGUAA
This is a messenger RNA of Leptosia nina, 309 nucleotides long. The record is from the annotation of a GenBank genome assembly. NCBI's taxonomy places the organism in Eukaryota, Metazoa, Arthropoda, Insecta, Lepidoptera, Pieridae.